Molecule: messenger RNA, 636 nt
Organism: Quercus lobata
Lineage: Eukaryota; Viridiplantae; Streptophyta; Magnoliopsida; Fagales; Fagaceae
Product: secreted RxLR effector protein 161-like
Exons: 1
Coding region: 1-636 (211 amino acids)
Source: RefSeq, a predicted model, not a curated record
AUGAAGAAGGAAUUUGAAAUGAGCAUGGUGGGGGAGUUAAACUACUUCUUAGGUCUUCAGGUAAAACAAUGGAAAGAUGAGAUAUUCAUAUCUCAAGAAAAGUAUGCCGAAAAUCUCGUAAAAAGAUUCGGUUUAGACUCCAAGAAACAUGCAUCCACUCCAAUGAGUUCCUUGGUAAAACUGAGCUCCGAUCUAGCCGGUGUGGAAGUAGAUCCAACACUCUACAAGAGCAUGAUUGGGAGUCUCCUUUACCUCACUGCGAGUAGGCUGGAUAUAGCCUUUAGUGUUGGGGUAUGUGCACAUUUUCAAGCAGCACCCAAAGAGUCCCAUAUGACAGCGGUCAAAAGAAUCAUCCGCUAUGUCAAUGGAACAUCUGACUGUGGAAUUUGGUACUCAAGAGAUUCAAAUGACUACCUAUUCGAAUACUCGGAUGCUGAUUGGAUCAGGUGUGUUAAUGAUAGAAAAAGCACCUCGGGAGGCUACUUCUACCUCGAAAAUAAUUUGGUGUCUUGGAUGAGCAAAAAGCAAAAUUCAGUGUCUCUAUCAAUGGCUAAAGCAUGGUAUAUUGCGGUGGAGAGUUGUUAUGCUCAACUAUUGUGGAUGAAAAAGCUUCUUCAUGAUUAUGGAAUUUCUUAA